UCUCGUCUUAACAGAGAGAGAGAGAGAGAGAGAGAGAGAGAGAGAGAGGAAAGAGAAGAAGGACGAAAUGGCAAUGGCUCGGGCGAGCUCGGGUCUCCAAUACCCUGAGCGGUUCUACGCGGCGGCCUCCUACGCCGGCUUCGACGGAUCUCCUCGCUCCUCCGAUAAAGCCGUUCGCGCCAAGUUCAACUCCGAGUCCGCUCUCAUCCUCUACGCUCUCUACCAACAGGCUACGGUAGGACCGUGCAAUACGGCGGAACCGAGUGCCUGGAAUGCAGUUGAGAAGAGCAAAUGGAGCAGCUGGAAGAAACUUGCCGACAUGGCCUCCACUGAAGCAAUGCGUCUUUUUGUGAAGAUAUUAGAGGAAGAAGAUCCAGGUUGGUAUUCAAGAGCAUCAAACUCUGUUUCCGAGCCUGUGGUAGAUGUACAAAUGAAUAAAAAUUCAAAUGCUGGGACAGUUGUUGAGAAUGGGAACUCUUAUCCAGAAACAAAAACAAUCUCUACCGAAAAUGGGAGUAUACAGGAAGCACAGGAUAAAGAUGUUGUCUCUGAAGGCAUUGGUUCUGUUGGUGUUUAUGAUCAGUGGAUUGCUCCUCCAGUAUCUGGCCAACGUCCGAAAGCUCGAUAUGAGCAUGGAGCAGCAGUUGUACAAGACAAGAUGUAUAUAUAUGGUGGAAACCACAAUGGUCGUUACCUAAAUGAUCUCCAUGUCUUUGAUUUGAGGAGUUGGACUUGGUCAAAGAUUGAGGCCAAAGUUGGGGCUGAAUCACAUGACUCGCCGUCUCCAGUUAUAAUUAGUCCAUGUGCUGGUCAUUCCUUGAUAGCAUGGGACGGUAAACUUCUCUCAGUUGCUGGACAUACAAAGGAUCCUACUGAGUCUAUUCAAGUGAAGGCGUUCGAUCCACACACGUCCACUUGGUCGUUUCUAAAGACUUAUGGGAAACCACCGACAUCACGCGGUGGCCAAUCUGUCACCGUCAUUGGAGGUAGCUUGGUGAUUUUUGGUGGACAGGAUGCAAAGAGAACUUUGCUAAAUGAUCUCCACAUUCUUGACCUAGAAACAAUGACAUGGGAUGAGAUUGAUGCUGUAGGGGUGGCCCCUUCUCCAAGGUCUGAUCAUGCUGCUGCUGUACAUGCUGACCGCUACCUCCUCAUCUUUGGUGGGGGUUCCCAUUCAAAUUGCUUUAAUGAUCUUCAUGUCCUUGAUCUACAAACUAUGGAGUGGUCAAGACCUACACAACAAGGCCAGAUACCAACUCCACGGGCUGGACAUGCAGGUGUGCCAAUUGGAGAAAAUUGGUUCAUUGUUGGUGGUGGUGACAAUAAGAGUGGUGUUUCAGAAACUGUUGUCCUAAAUAUGUCUACACUAGUUUGGUCUGUUGUAACUACUGUUGAAGGGCGUAUUCCUGUUGCUAGUGAGGGAUUAAGUGUGGUCGUAGGUUCUUACAAUGGUGAAGAUGUGCUUCUAUCGUUUGGAGGAUACAAUGGGUGUUACAACAACGAGGUUAACGUUCUCAAACCAAGCCAGAAGUCAACCUUGCCAUCAAAAAUGGAAACGUCUGUGCCAGACAGUGUUUCUGCUGUGCAUAAUGCCACUAAUGCUGCCAGAGAUGUGGAGUCCGAGUAUGAAGCUGGACAUGAAGGAAAAAUUAGGGAAAUAGUUAUGGACGCAGAGCCAAUGAAAUCCAGAGGCAAGAACUUUAAUGAGCAUCUUAUAGCAACUCUCAAAACAGAAAAAGAAGAACUAGAAUCAGCACUCAGCAAGGAGAAGGUGCAAUCUCUCCAGUUAAAGCAAGACUUAUCAGAAGCAGAGUCUCGUAACACUGACCUAUACAAGGAGCUUCAAUCUGUACGGGGACAACUUGCGGGUGAGCAGUCCAGAUGCUUCAAACUUGAGGUUGAACUAGCAGAACAACGGCAGAAGCUCCAAACAAUGGAAGCAUUGCAGAAGGAACUUGAACUCCUCCAGCGACAAAAGGCUGCAUCUGAACAAGCAGCCCUGAAUGCUAAAAAGCAGGGGGGCGUCUGGGGCUGGCUUGCCGGAACACCCGGCAGUGAAAAAUCUGAUGAUGCCUAAAUACUUGUCAAAAGCCAAAAUGGAUAGGAGUUGUUAGAUUUGUUUUUCUUUCGACUCAUUUUUGAAAUUUCUUUUUGUCCACAUAUAUUUGUUUUUUCUUAAUCAAGGUCAUUUCUGAUGAUAGAAAAAUAAGACAUGAGGUUCAUAUUGGCGGUAAUAGGGAACCCCUUUUGGGAUUUUUGCAUGAAUACAUGUUCUGAGUUAUAUAGUCAUGUGUGUCGGUCCUAUAUUCUUUUGGGUCACCGAUUUUUGUGAAGAUUGUAU
Messenger RNA from Argentina anserina (silverweed cinquefoil), 2341 nucleotides. Its product is annotated as acyl-CoA-binding domain-containing protein 4. The coding region runs from base 68 to 2077 and encodes 669 amino acids. NCBI's taxonomy places the organism in Eukaryota, Viridiplantae, Streptophyta, Magnoliopsida, Rosales, Rosaceae. The record is from RefSeq and is a predicted model, not a curated record. Gene Ontology annotation, molecular function: fatty-acyl-CoA binding; protein binding. Gene Ontology annotation, biological process: lipid transport. The transcript is spliced from 18 exons. Gene Ontology annotation, cellular component: cytosol.